AUGGCUGGGUUGUCGCCGCAGGGGGCCCGGCGGAUUCUGGCCCAGCACGGCUGGUACCUGUCUGUCCGUGAGCAGCCGGAGGAGGAAGAUGUUGACGACGACGACGAGGAGGGCGAUGACGACAGAGAAUCCGCUCCGCUGCUGCCGCCGUCGUCGGGCAGCAGUCCUCCAAAUCGUGGCUCUUCCUUUGGUUUGUCAGUAUUUAAUUUAAUGAAUGCAAUUAUGGGAAGUGGGAUACUUGGCUUGUCCUAUGCUAUGGCAAACACAGGGAUCCUAGGGUUUAGUAUCUUGCUGCUGAUUGUUGCCAGCCUAGCUUCUUACUCUGUGUUUCUUCUGCUCAAUAUGUGCACUCAGACUGCUGUCACUACUUAUGAAGACAUUGGUUUGUUUGCAUUUGGAUCAAUUGGGAAGGUCCUUGUUGCAGCUACAAUAAUUAUCCAGAAUAUUGGAGCUAUGUCAUCUUACCUUUUAAUUGUUAAAUCCGAACUUCCUGGUGCUGUUGCAGAGUUCUUAAGCGGAAACGAGAGUGGGUCUUGGUACCUUGAUGGGAGACUGCUGCUACUGGUUGCUUCAGUCUGCAUUGUUUUUCCUCUUGCACUUCUUCCUAAAAUUGGCUUUCUUGGCUACACAAGUAGUUUAUCAUUUUUCUUUAUGGUGUACUUUGCUCUUGUGAUCGUGUUAAAAAAAUGGUCGAUCCCUUGUCCUCUACCUCUAAGUAGUGCCAUAGAGACUUUACAGGUUUCAAAUUCUACUGGGGAUUGUAAAGCAAAGCUCUUUCAUCUUUCAAAAGAGAGUGCUUAUGCAAUACCAACUAUGGCCUUCUCUUUUCUUUGCCACACGUCAGUCUUACCCAUCUUCUGUGAGCUCCAAAGUCCAUCCAAAAGUAGAAUGCAGAGUGUGACUGUCACAGGAAUUGGUCUGAGUUUCCUAAUUUACUUCGUGUCUGCUUUGUUUGGGUACCUGACAUUUUAUGACAAAGUGGACUCUGAACUGCUACAAGGUUACAGCAGGUACCUGCCACAUGAUACUGUCAUUAUGACUGUUAAAGUUGCCAUCCUGUUUGCUGUGCUUUUGACAGUGCCUCUGAUCCAUUUCCCGGCAAGGAAAGCUGUACUGAUGGUAUUUUUCUCUCAUAUUCCUGUGUCGUGGAUUUGCCACAUCCUUGUCACUUUAACACUGAAUACAAUUGUUGUUUUAUUUGCAAUGUAUGUGCCAGACAUGAAAAAUAUAUUUGGAGUAGUUGGUUCAACCACAUCAACAUGUUUGCUUUUUGUAUAUCCUGGACUCUUUUAUCUUAAACUUAGCAGAGAGGACUUUCUAUCACCACAAAAACUCGGGGCAUGUGCACUGGUUAUUUUUGGUGUCUGUGUUGGCCUUCUCAGUUUAGUUCUUAUCAUUUUCAAUUGGAUUGAUCAAUAA
Indicator indicator is the source of this 1419-nucleotide messenger RNA. RefSeq names its product solute carrier family 38 member 6 (gene SLC38A6). The transcript is spliced from 16 exons. Gene Ontology annotation, molecular function: L-glutamine transmembrane transporter activity. The record is from RefSeq and is a predicted model, not a curated record. NCBI's taxonomy places the organism in Eukaryota, Metazoa, Chordata, Aves, Piciformes, Indicatoridae. Bases 1 to 1419 code for a protein of 472 amino acids. Gene Ontology annotation, biological process: amino acid transmembrane transport; L-glutamine transport.